UGCUUGGGCCGGGGCGGGGCUGCAGCGGGUGGGUGCAGAGGGGCCGCACCGCGGACUUCGCAGCCGGGAGAGAGCCCGGCGCGGGCGGCGCGCACGGGGCCCUGCUGUGCGCGCGCCCACCCGCCUGCCGCCCGCGCAGCCCCUCGGUCCGCUCUGCCCUCGGGGUCGUGGCGCCCAUCCCUCCCCUGUUCUGCUGUCGCCGCCCGGACAGGGGCUCGGGAGCCGGGCUGGGGGCAGGGGCUGGAGCCGCGGGACCAGCGCCUGAGGUGCCCCGGAGAGGCCAUGGAGCUGAGCAGCAAGAAGAAGCUUCACGCCCUGUCCCUGGCCGAGAAGAUCCAGGUGCUGGAACUCCUGGAUGAGUCCAAGAUGUCCCAGUCGGAGGUGGCCCGGCGCUUCCAGGUUUCCCAGCCCCAGAUCUCGCGCAUCUGCAAGAAUAAGGAGAAGCUGCUGGCGGACUGGUGCAGCGGCACAGCCAACCGAGAGCGCAAGCGCAAGCGGGAGUCCAAGUACAGCGGGAUCGACGAGGCUCUGCUCUGCUGGUACCACAUUGCCCGGGCCAAGGCCUGGGACGUGACGGGGCCCAUGCUGCUCCACAAAGCCAAGGAGCUGGCCGAUAUCAUGGGCCAGGACUUCGUGCCCAGCAUCGGCUGGCUGGUCCGCUGGAAACGCCGAAACAACGUCGGCUUUGGGGCCCGCCAUGUUCUUGCGCCUUCAUUCCUCCCUGAGCCACCUCCCCCGGGGCUCACAUCCCAGGCUCAGCUGCCUCUUUCCCUAAAAGACUUCUCUCCAGAGGACGUGUUUGGCUGUGCUGAAUUGCCCUUGCUGUAUCGGGCAGUGCCCGGCAGCUUUGGUGCAUGUGAUCAAGUACAGGUGCUGCUGUGUGCCAACAGCAGGGGCACCGAGAAGCGGCGGGUACUGCUGGGUGGGCUCCAGGCUGCCCCGAGAUGCUUCUUUGGGAUCCGCAGUGAGGCUCUGCCUGCCUCCUACCACCCGGACCUGGGCAUCCCCUGGUUAGAGUGGUUGGCACAGUUUGACCGGGACAUGGGACAGCAGGGCCGACAGGUGGCUUUGCUGCUGGCUGCCCGAGUGGUGGAGGAGCUGGCAGGCCUGCCUGGGCUCUACCACGUAAAGCUCUUGCCUCUGGCCGCCUCUAGCACCACGCCUCCCCUGCCCAGCUCAGUGGUCCGGGCCUUUAAGGCCCAUUACCGACACCGGCUGUUGGGCAAACUGGCUGCCAUCCAAAGCGAGAGGGAUGGCACCUCGCUGGCCGAGGCCGGGGCAGGCAUCACCGUGCUGGACGCCCUGCACGUGGCGUCUGCCGCCUGGGCCAAGGUGCCUCCUCAGCUCAUUUUCAGCAGCUUCAUUCAAGAAGGGCUGGCUCCCGGCAAAACGCCCCCGUCCUCGCACAAAGCCUCUGAGAUGCCACCAGUCCCCGGCGGGCUGAGCCUGGAGGAGUUUUCCCGCUUUGUGGACCUGGAGGGUGAGGAGCCAAGGUCUGGAGUAUGUAAGGAGGAGACAGGCACUGAAGACGAGAAGGGGGACAGAGAGGGUGCCUUUGAGCCCUUGCCCACCAAAGCUGAUGCCCUUCGGGCCCUGGGCACCUUGAGGAGGUGGUUUGAAUGCAACAGCACUUCUCCUGAGCUAUUCGAAAAAUUCUACGACUGUGAGGAGGAGGUGGAGCGGCUUUGCUGCCUAUGAAGGCGACUUCACUGCUUGCCAGAGCCCCUUCCUCUCUUGUUUCCCAUGGAAACGGCCUCUUCAGAAGGCAGAUCGGGCUGUCUCUUUCCUGUGGAAAUAGAACUGUCAUAAAGGUGUAGAAGGGAGAGAAGUUGGGACACAAAGUCUGAGCUUGGAGUGGCAGUCGUCCAAACCCCAGGAAGAGAGCUCUAAAGAUGGGGCUUCGGGGGUAGGAAUCCAGGAUGCUUAGUUUCUAAACCCUGCUUGAAAGUUCUAGAGCCUUUGAAAGGGAGUUAGUCUAGAGGCAGGCACUUAGAAAGGUGGAAUUUGGGCUUUUUGGACAGACUGCUUCCUUGAACUUUGUGUUAAAAACAGUUCUGCUUCUGAAAAUAAAGUUUUUAAUCAGAAAAGAGGCCAGGGUGUUAUUUUCAUGGGAGAAGGAUAAA
Gorilla gorilla gorilla (western lowland gorilla) is the source of this 2123-nucleotide messenger RNA. RefSeq names its product tigger transposable element derived 3 (gene TIGD3). The record is from RefSeq and is a predicted model, not a curated record. Lineage: Eukaryota; Metazoa; Chordata; Mammalia; Primates; Hominidae. Gene Ontology annotation, molecular function: DNA binding. The transcript is spliced from 2 exons. Gene Ontology annotation, cellular component: nucleus. The coding region runs from base 283 to 1698 and encodes 471 amino acids.